GCUCUGCUGUGGCCGUGCGCCAUUUUAUGCCCUCAGUUGUAGGUUCUAGUCCUUGAAGCUCAGGGUUUGGGGUCAUCUUGUCACUCAUUCUACUGCUCCCUGCCUGUUUUCUUCCUAUUGGUGGCCUGAGGGUCAAGUUUUUAUCCCUGGGAGAGUAGUGAAAUCCUGGCCUUUGGGCUGAAGUUGUUUGACCCCAUCUGACGUGCUCUGGGUCUGAGGUGCUGACAGAACACUGAGCUCCCCAUGAGAUUACAAGACCUCAGAAGAACAAUGAAGCUCCUCCCUCUGUCCCUCCCCCAGACGUCCCAAUACAAAAACUUUCUGGGUAGGUAGGAUGGUCUUCAGAACAGAGUGGUGAUGGUGAGAAAGUGAGGACUUUCUGUCUCUUAGAAGAUCAGAGCUAGCUGAAAUUAGCUUAAAGAAAUCAGUCUGAAGGCUUUUUCUUUCAAAAGGGACACUGCUGCUUUUUGACUUGCUUUGCUACACUGGCUGGUGCACAGCAGUAUUCAGAUUGGCUUUGAUAUUAUCUAAUCUGAGCUGUAAUUACCUUCAGAUAGUGCAAUUUCUUUUCCUGCACAAAUCUGAAAUGUUUAUCUCCUGAAAAUGCUGCUAUUUCUAGCACUGUAAACAAACAGAAGGAAAAUGGAACCCUUGUUUUGGCCACUGGAAACUAUCAGCUUUCAACGUUUCACUCCUGAGUCCUUGGCAGCAAUUGAGAAAAAAAUUGCUGAGAAAAAAGAGAAGCAAGCCAAACUUAAGCAGGAAACUACUGACCAAGAAGUUGAAGAGGAUAAAGUGACUCCUCAGCUUGAUCUGAAAACCUGUAAAAAACUGCCAUCUCUCUAUGGUGAUGUUCCCGCGGAGCUUAUUGGGGAACCUCUGGAAGACUUGGAUCCAUACUACAGUGAUCACAGGACUUUCAUGGUGAUCAAUAAAAGAAGGACUAUUUUCCGGUUUACUGCCACACCUGCCUUGUGUAUACUCGGUCCUUUUAAUCCAAUCAGAAAAGCAGCGAUUAAAAUUCUCAUCCAUUCAUUAUUUGUUGGCUUUAUUACGUGUACUGUGAUACUCAAUUGUGCUUCCAUGGCUAUGAAUAACUAUCCACUAGAUUUCAAUGGGACUGAACACAUCUUUACUGCCAUAUAUACUGGUGAAAUAUUGAUAAAAGUAUUAGCAAGAGGACUGGUUUGGAAUGAAUUUACCUUUCUUCGAGAUCCAUGGAACGUUCUGGAUUUUCUUGUUCUUGUGGUGACGUAUAUUAUUAUCUGUACAAAAUCAGGAAAUAUUUCAGCUCUUCGGACUUUCAGAGUACUGAGGACUUUGAAGGCUAUUUCAGUAAUACCAGGUCUGAAAGUCAUCGUGAAUUCACUUAUUGAAUCUGUUAAGAAACUUACUGAUGUGCUGAUCUUGACUGUUUUUUGCUUGAGUAUAUUUGCUCUAAUAGGACUGCAGCUUUUUAUGGGCAAUUUAAAAAACAAAUGUGUCCUCACAAAUGCUACAUACAAUGACACAUUGUGUAAGGAUGCCAAGAUAUAUAACUCAAGUGAAACAGAUAUCUGUGCCAGAAUGAAUGGAACUUCUGACAUACUGCUCUGUGGUUAUGGUGGGAAUUCUACAGGAGAGUGCCCUGAAAACUACACAUGUUUGAAACUUGGGAAAAAUCCUGAUUUUGGCUACACAAGUUUUGAUCAUUUUGGCUGGGCAUUCCUUUCUUUAUUCCGUCUGAUGACACAGGAUUCCUGGGAGCGUCUGUACAGACAAACUAUCCGUUCAUCUGGGAAGAGCUACAUUUUAUUUUUUAUAGCUGUCAUCUUUUUAUGCUCAUUUUAUCUCUUCAACCUGAUACUGGCUGUAGUAACUAUGGCAUAUGAAGAGCAGAACAGAGCUACUCUUGCUGAAACACAGGCAAAGGAAAAAUUACUUCAGGAUGCUAAAAAAGUUCUAGAGAAAGAAAAGAUGUUGUCUACUGGAGAGAGUAAUAAAGCCUCCCAUAUUGGAUUUGAAAUGUCAGUUGCUGGCUUAGAAAAUUCAGAGGAAAAAGAGACAAGGGGAGAAAAGCCUGUUUCAAGGCAAAGUUUAAUUGUAGGUAAUCAAAGUAAUGAGGAAAGUAUGUUUCAGUCACAACCUAAUCAUUGCCAUAAGAAGCUGAGGCAGAUCCUAUUGUCAUAUGAGUUGUCAGUGGACUCUAUUAACGAUCCUUAUCGGAGACAGAGAUUAAUGAGUGCAGCCACUGUUAUUACAGAUAACAUGAAGGCGCAAAACUCAAAGAUGAGAUUCGCUUCAGUUUGGAAACGUCUUGGUCAAAAGUAUCUAAUUUGGAACUGUUGCCCAUUCUGGAGAGCAGUCAAAGGGAAGGUGCAAUUGAUAGCUUUGGAUCCUGUUGUUGAUCUCAUAAUCAUGAUUUGCAUUAUAGUGAAUACUAUUUUCAUGGCUCUGGAGCACCCUGGAAUGACUUCUACUGAAAAAAGAUUGAUUUGUAUAAGUGACAAGGUCUUCACCAUGGUUUUUGCAGCAGAAAUGGUCUUGAAAAUCAUCGCUCUAGAUCCGUACUACUACUUUCAGCAAAAAUGGAAUAUUUUUGAUAGUAUAGUUGUGAUGAUUGGCUUAAUAAGCUUUCAUGCAAAUCUGUCAUUUUUCAGGCUGCUCAGGAUCUUCAAAUUGGCAAAGAUGUGGCCAGCCUUAAAUACUCUUAUGAAAAUAAUUCUAAACUCAGUUGGUGCGCUGGGUAACCUCACUCUGGUUUUGAUUAUCACUGUAUUUAUUUUUGCUGUAGUUGGAAAGCAGGUUUUGGGCAAAUAUUACGCUACUGAGUUCAAUAAAAUAAGUACAACCGCGAACUUACGCUGGCAUAUGAAGGAUUUUUAUCAUUCAUUCCUGGUCAUAUUCCGAAUAUUAUGUGGAGAAUGGAUUGAAACCAUGUGGGAAUGUAUGGAAGUGGCUGGACAAGAGCGGUGUCUUCCCAUUUUCUUGCUAGUCCUGGUGAUAGGAAACUUAGUGGUUCUCAACCUAUUCAUUGCGCUGCUGCUGAGUUCUUUCAGUACUGACUCCUCAUUGGGACAAGAGGAAGCUGUAAAACAGAGUAAAUGUGAGAUUGCCAUUGCACGGAUUCAUAAAGGCCUUCAGUCUGUGAAAGAGAGAAUUUUGGAUAAGUGUGGCAAAAAGAGGGAACAAAGCAACAACACAACAACCAAAAAGAAGACUUCAGUAAAAACUUCUUUCAAAGACUUAGAGAGAAAUAACUAUGCUAUGACAGAUGUUGGAAAGGAUAUGGACAACAGUUGCUUUGACGUUGGGUGUUACAAUAAUGAGGAGAGUUCCUCAGUAGAAAGAAAAUAUGAAGGCUCUUUAAACUACCAUGGUGGCCACAUCCCCCUUGCAGUAGCAGAGGCUUAUACCGAUGAAGGUGAUGAUGAUGAGCAGAGUGCAUGCACAGAAGGAGAAUACAGAAAAUGGGAAGACAGAUUGAGACGUAGAGAACAAUGCCAAAAUUUGAGUCGCUUGAGUCAAAUUUCUUGGACUUCAGAAACGUACCAAAAGAAAGAGCAAGAAGAGGGAUUUGAUGUUGGUAGUUAUUCUGAAGCCAGCACUGUGGACCCAGUCACUCUUAUAGAGCUGUAUUCCCAACCUAAAAAAAUACAUUUACCUAAGGACUGUUGCACAGAAAGUUGUGUCAAAUAUUUUCCUUGCUGCAAUGUGGAUAUCACUAAGUUUCCAGGCAGCACUUGGUGGAAAUUUAGAAAAACCUGCUACAAAAUUGUCAAACAUAGCUGGUUUGAAAAUUUUAUCAUUUUUGUAAUAGUAUUGAGCAGUGCAGCACUGGCAUUUGAAGAUAUUCACCUUAAGGACAGAAAAACAGUUAAAAAGCUCCUAGAGUAUGCUGAUAUGGUAUUUACUUACAUCUUUAUUAUGGAGAUGCUUCUGAAAUGGGUAGCUUAUGGUUUGCACAGUUAUUUCACAAAUGCAUGGUGUUGGCUCGACUUCAUCAUUGUGUGUGUAAGUAUUAUUUAUAUUUACAUAAAUCUUCUCUGUUGUAGAGAGAUAGGUGCCCUGAAGUCUCUCAGGACGCUCCGAGCACUGAGGCCUCUACGAGCAUUGUCAAGAUUUGAAGGGAUAAAGGUUGUUGUGAAUGCACUUUUGGGAGCUAUCCCCUCGAUCUUGAACGUUUUACUCGUCUGUGUUGUCUUCUGGCUCCUGUUUAACAUUGUAGGAGUAAAACUACUUGGACAAAAAUUUUGGAAAUGCGUGCUUAAGACAGGAGAUAACAGAGAAGUUCAGAACAUAAAUGACUGUAGGAAUUAUGGUGGAAAAUGGACAAACAGUUAUGUAAAUUUUGAUCAUGUUGGGAUGGGAUACUUGGCUCUUCUCCAGGUGGCAACUUUUAAAGGCUGGAUGGACAUUAUGUAUGCAGCAGUGGAUGCGCGUCAGAUAGAUGAACAGCCACAAUUUGAGGCAUGCUCAGCUAUGUAUUUUUACUUUGUGAUUUUCAUUAUUUUUGGAUCUUUCUUCAUGCUGAAUCUUUUCAUUGGAGUGGUUAUCAGCAACUUUAACCAACAAAGGAAAAAGAUAAGUGGAAAAGAUCUCUUUUUGACUGAGGAACAGAAAAAGUACUAUAAUGCCCUAAAAAAACUCGGAUCCAAGAAACCUCAAAAACCCAUCCCAAGACCAUUGAAUGCAUUUCAAGGAUUUUUCUUUGACAUAGUGUCACACAAAGCAUUUGACAUUAGUGUGGUGACUCUCAUCUGUCUAAAUAUGGUUGUGAUGAUGGCAGAAAGUGACAAUGGAGAAGUCAGGGAUGUUCUUAAAAAAAUCAACUACUUCUUUGUGACAGUAUUUACUGGGGAAUGCAUCAUAAAAAUAAUAGCCUUGAGACAUUACUUCUUCACCACUGGCUGGAACAUAUUUGAUUUAGUUGUUGUGGUCCUUUCACUAGUUAGUAUUGCACUUGCUGAAGUCUUUUCAAAGUUCUUCUCUCCUACGCUUCUGAGAAUUAUUCGUUUGGCACGAAUUGGCCGCAUUCUGAGAUUAGUUAAAAGAGCUAAAGGAAUUCGAACUCUUCUUUUUGCCUUAUUGAUGUCUCUUCCGUCUCUGUUCAACAUUGGCCUCUUGCUAUUUCUGGUUAUGUUCAUUUAUGCUAUUGUGGGCAUGACAAAUUUUGCCUGUCUUGGCUGGGAAGGUGGGAUCGAUAACCUUUUCAACUUUCAAACUUUUGAUAGUAGCAUACUCUGUCUCUUCCAAAUUACGACAUCAGCUGGCUGGGAUAGCCUUCUGAGUCCAGUGUUGAAAGAAUCCGAAACGUGUGCUCCCAAUGUACCACAGAAUAACUCUAGUUGCAGAAAUAAAGUGGUUGGUAUUACAUUUUUCGUAAGCUAUGUCAUUAUAUCCUUUCUUAUUGUUGUAAAUAUGUACAUAGCUGUCAUUUUAGAGAACUUCAGCGUUGCCACUGAAGAAAGUGCAGAUCCUCUUUCUGAGGAUGACUUUGAUAUGUUUUAUGAAACCUGGGGAAAUUUCGAUCCUCAGGCAACGCAGUUUAUUGAAUACUCUGCACUUUCAGACUUUGCAGACGCUCUGGCAGAGCCCUUACGCAUUCCAAAGCCAAAUACGAUUCAGCUCAUAUCCAUGGACCUCCCCAUAGUGAGUGGAGAUAAGAUCCACUGCUUGGAUAUCUUGCUCGCCUUCACUAAAAGGGUUUUAGGAGAAGCUGGGAAUUUUGAGGGUCUUGAAUUACACAUGGAAGAAAAAUUUAUGGCUGCCAAUCCAUCUAAAGUUUCCUACAAGCCAAUUACUACCACACUUAAAAGAAAGCAAGAGGAGGUGUCAGCACUUGUUAUUCAGAGGGCCUUCAGGAGGCAUUUGUUGCAGCGUUCUCUGGAACAUAAGCCUUUCUUACACUGUCGUAGACGUUUUAACAGUGCAGUCUAUGCAGAAGAGAUGCGUGAGAAAGAUGGCCUCAUUGCAUCAAUGCGUGGUGAAAAUUAUGGGAGGAAGCUAGAUAAAUCACAGACUACAUCUUCCAUAUCUCUCCCUUUAUUUUAUGAUGGUAUUGCUGGAACAGAUACCAAUAAGGUGGACACAUAAGUUUGUCCCAGGCUGUGGCAUUUGUGAUACAACUGAUGACAGUUGUUUUCUGGCAGACAAAGCCUUUUGCUCCCAGAGCAUAGUAUUUUAAAUGUACAGAGAUUAUAAUAUCCAUUAAGUAUUGUAAUUAUUCUAUUUCGCAAAUGCUCCUUAAAUAGGAUUGGCACAACUAUGUCAUAAAAAUUAGAUGAAAUUCAAACUAUGGUUUUUUUAAUCAGCUGGUGGAGUUCCUGAGUUAAUUUUUACUUUUGUCUUUUUAUUAUUAUUAUUAUUAUUGUUAUUCCUUCAUAUUUCUGGUUUUAUGGAAGAAAUCUGUAUAAGAUCAUCUGUAAUAUGAUCAAUAGGCACACAGGGCUGUAGAAAAAUGUAUGUGUCCUCAGAGAUAAUACCUGGAUUAACUUGCUUGUUGUAGCAAAAUGAAAUGAUUACUGCAUUACCUGUGAAGGCGCUCAUUCAGGAUGCUUCAGUAUAAUCGUCCACUCAUUUCUAGGUUGUCUGAGACCAUCUUCCUCCUGGUUCCUUUGGUAUUCACACUGAAGGAUUUUUGAGAUGCCUUUACACGUGCACCUAAGUGGAUUUAGCAAAUGAUGCUCCAAUAGCUGUGCUUGAAAGUUGUAUGUAAUGUGUUCUUUGUAUCAUUCAACGCGGGAAAACUGUGAUGACAAUGUCUGAAGAAUCAAAGGGGGCUGUGUAAGAGCUAUUGUUUCACGAAAAUCUUAAGAAUUGCUGUACCUGAACUACCUAAGUAUAAAUACUUAUUGGUUCUGAAAAAAAAAAAGUGUAUGGAUGAGUUUGUAUUAACAUUACUUUUACUGGUUUUUUUGCAGUUUGGUUCCAUCAGGUGAACUGAUAGAGCUGCCUCAGAACUGCCUACGAACUAUGGCUAAUUAAUAAAGAGCUCAGAUGC
This is a messenger RNA of Gallus gallus (chicken), 6982 nucleotides long. It is a transcript of the gene SCN11A, whose product is annotated as sodium voltage-gated channel alpha subunit 11. Gene Ontology annotation, molecular function: voltage-gated sodium channel activity. The coding region runs from base 643 to 6075 and encodes 1810 amino acids. Gene Ontology annotation, biological process: neuronal action potential; sodium ion transmembrane transport; membrane depolarization during action potential. NCBI's taxonomy places the organism in Eukaryota, Metazoa, Chordata, Aves, Galliformes, Phasianidae. Gene Ontology annotation, cellular component: voltage-gated sodium channel complex; axon; plasma membrane. The transcript has 30 exons. The record is from RefSeq and is a predicted model, not a curated record.